AUGUGCAAAGCCAUUUUUGAUUUGAUGCUAUGCAAAACCUGCGAGAACGUCGACCUCUACAUGACCAACAGCAACUACUGCCAAGAAGGCUACGGCAAGCACGCGGUGUGCGAAAGCAUUAGCCUGGAAUCUAAACGGCCCAUCGUCAGUCGGGCUCAGCUCAGCCAGCAGGAGUGCCGCGCCUGCAAGAUCGCUAGGCAGGGGAGUCCUGGCGCUGCCCCCGGGACGGUGCCCAAGCUGUAUGCGCAGCCCGUCGAGCCCUUGAUUGAAUAUUGCCUUUUGCAUCGCGGCGGUCACCUAAAGGGCGAAGGCGCGUCUGCGCCGCCACCCAGUGCUUCGAUGUCGCAGGGAGAACCGCCCCGUGGAAGUUCCACAGUCAAGCUUCUCAGGGUCAUCGCGUUCCUCCUCAAUGCCCAAACCCCCCUCCUGCCUCUCAAUAUCCUUCUAAGCCUCCUGCUCCUGGUGGCCCUCCUCGCCGGCAUCCUCCUGGUCCUGGUGGCCCUCCUGGUCCUGGCGGCCCUCCUCGCCGGCAUCCUCCUAGUCCUGGUGGCCCUCCUGGUCGGUAUGCUCCUGGUCCUGGUGGCCCUUCUGCCGGCGCUCCUAGCCAAGGGUAUCCUCAUCGUCCCAGACACCCCGCUGACGCCCCUGAGGGUCCCGCUCGCCAUGGCAGCUCUCGGGAAUCUGGAUACCGUCCUGGCUAUAGUGACUGAAUAUCAGUCUCGAUCUACUGACCGUUACUCUUCUGACGAUGAGCGGGGUUACAGAUCGUCUCGUCGCCGAAAUACUGGUAGGCGUUAA
Akanthomyces muscarius is the source of this 798-nucleotide messenger RNA. RefSeq lists its product as uncharacterized. The transcript is spliced from 3 exons. The coding region runs from base 1 to 798 and encodes 265 amino acids. The record is from RefSeq and is a predicted model, not a curated record. Lineage: Eukaryota; Fungi; Ascomycota; Sordariomycetes; Hypocreales; Cordycipitaceae.